Messenger RNA from Carica papaya (papaya), 648 nucleotides. The record is from RefSeq and is a predicted model, not a curated record. Lineage: Eukaryota; Viridiplantae; Streptophyta; Magnoliopsida; Brassicales; Caricaceae.
AUGCAGGAGGACGACGUUACCUACUAUUUCAGGGUGAUCGUCAAGAAAGAUCAUAACCCACCGGAGAACGACUGCCCACCGCCGACCGUUACCAUCCGAGUCUACAACUGCAAACAGCGCCACAUUAACCUCGGCGAUGUAAGAGCAUUUCACGCCGACUGCGACAGAGACGGUUUUCUCAUGGUGACAGGCACGACGCUUUACCUGAAAACCCAGCAGUCUUUCCCAUCCCACCAAAUCGCCGAGAAGCUCAACGAGAUCGGUGUAACGCGGACUAUUAAGAGCCAAAUCAUGCUCGAUAUCCAGUGCAAGAUGAACUCGAGGUCGCCGGCGCCGGGAGAUACGGGUAGUCCGGCGGUGGUAAGGUCGAUUCGAAUUUUGUUAUCUGAGAUUAAGCAAGAACUGUAUAGGUACAGAGAAAUGCUGGAGAAAGUGAGUUGGCCGUUGACGGCGGAGAAUGGCGAGUCGUCGAAUGAUGAUGAUGGUGUAGAACAAUGCGUAAUAUGUAUGGAGGAGUUCUUGGGUAGACCGCAUCUUAGUCGCACGGCGUGCUCUCAUGUUUAUCAUUCGCUUUGUAUUGCCAAGUGGCUUGCCCUUAAGAAAAGCUGCCCCAUCUGCCGGUUUCCUAUUCUGGAGACAGAUAUCUAA